CUUUGUCAGUGAACAAAAUGGCGUCCUACUGUCUGCUUGCUAGCCGGCUUCAGCAAGCGCUAGGCCAUGGAGCCCGCAGAUACCACGUUUCAUCUGUCCUGUGCCAGAGGGCCAAGGUGGCCAUGAGCCACUUUGAGGCAAAUGAGUAUAUCAACUAUGAGAGGCUCGAUAAAAACAUCAACAUAGUGCGCAAACGUUUGGACCGUCCCCUAACUUUGUCUGAAAAGAUAGUAUAUGGCCAUAUUGAUGAUCCAGUCACUCAAGAAGUAGUACGUGGAAAGACCUACCUCCGCUUACGGCCAGACAGAGUGGCUAUGCAAGAUGCCACUGCCCAGAUGGCUAUGCUUCAGUUCAUUAGCAGUGGAUUGCCCAGAGUAGCUGUUCCUUCCACUAUACACUGUGACCACUUAAUUGAGGCCCAGCUUGGGGGAGAGAAAGAUCUUAAGAGAGCAAAGGAUAUCAACCAGGAGGUGUACAACUUUUUGGCAACUGCUGCAGCCAAGUAUGGAGUUGGAUUUUGGAAACCAGGAUCUGGAAUCAUUCAUCAGAUUAUCUUGGAAAACUAUGCUUUCCCUGGAGUACUUUUGAUUGGAACAGAUUCUCACACUCCAAAUGGUGGAGGUUUGGGAGGAAUCUGCAUUGGUGUUGGUGGUGCUGAUGCUGUGGAUGUUAUGGCUGGCAUUCCGUGGGAGCUCAAGUGCCCAAAUGUCAUUGGUGUUAAGCUGACAGGGCAGUUGUCUGGGUGGACUUCUCCCAAAGAUGUCAUUCUAAAGGUGGCUGGCAUCCUCACAGUUAAAGGGGGCACAGGAGCCAUUGUAGAAUAUCAUGGGCCUGGCGUUGACUCCAUUUCCUGUACAGGAAUGGCCACCAUCUGCAAUAUGGGGGCGGAGAUUGGAGCCACAACGUCUGUGUUUCCUUACAACCACCGUAUGAAAAAGUAUCUGGACAAAACUGGGAGAUCUGCGAUUGCAUCUUUAGCAGAUGAGUUUAAGAGCCAUUUGGUACCUGAUGAGGGAUGUGAAUAUGAUCAGCUAAUUGAAAUCAACCUUGAUGAGCUCAAGCCACACAUCAAUGGUCCUUUCACACCAGACUUGGCCAAUCCCGUGUCCGAGGUAGGGGCUGUGGCAGAGCAGAAAGGCUGGCCACUGGAUAUCAGAGUUGGUCUGAUUGGUAGCUGCACAAACUCUAGCUAUGAAGAUAUGGGCAGGGCAGCUGCUGUUGCCAAACAAGCACUGGCUCAUGGAUUGAAGUGCAAGUCUCAAUUUACUAUCACUCCAGGUUCUGAGCAGAUCCGGGCCACCAUAGAGAGAGACGGUUAUGCUGCAGUCUUGCGUGAUGUGGGAGGUGUGGUACUUGCAAACGCCUGUGGACCUUGCAUUGGCCAGUGGGACAGGAAGGACAUUAAGAAAGGAGAAAAGAACACCAUUGUAACCUCCUAUAACAGGAAUUUCACAGGAAGAAAUGAUGCUAACCCAGAAACUCAUGCCUUUGUUACAUCCCCAGAGAUAGUCACAGCUCUGUCAAUCGCUGGAACUUUAAAAUUUGACCCAGAGAAAGACUUCCUGACUGGUGCAGAUGGGAAAAAAUUCAAGUUGCAGCCUCCAGAUGCAGACGAGCUCCCAAAAUCUAGCUUUGACCCUGGCCAGGACACUUAUCAGCACCCACCUAAGGAAGGGAGCAGCCUUAAAGUAGAUGUCAGCCCAACAAGCCAGCGCUUGCAACUCUUGGAGCCUUUUGAUAAAUGGGAUGGAAAGGAUCUAGAGAACAUGCAGAUUCUCGUUAAGGUAAAAGGGAAAUGCACAACUGACCACAUCUCUGCAGCUGGACCUUGGUUAAAAUUUAGAGGACACUUGGACAACAUUUCAAACAACCUUCUUAUUGGUGCCAUCAACCUAGAGAACAACAAGGCAAACUCUGUAAAGAACUGUGUUAACCAGGAAUAUGGAGCUGUGCCAGACACUGCACGCUACUACAAGGCACAUGGCAUUAAGUGGGUGGUGAUUGGUGAUGAGAACUAUGGUGAAGGAUCCAGCAGAGAGCAUGCAGCCCUAGAACCAAGGCACUUAGGAGGCAGAGCUAUUAUUACAAAAAGUUUUGCCAGGAUUCAUGAAACCAAUCUGAAGAAGCAGGGACUUCUGCCUUUAACCUUCUCAGACCCAGCUGACUAUGAUAAAAUUCAUCCAGAGGACAAGAUCACAAUUGCUGAGCUCAAACAUUUGGCACCUGGAAAGCCUGUAAAGUGCAUCAUUACACAUCAAAAUGGCAGCCAAGAGACCAUCCUCCUCAAUCACACCUUUAAUGAAACCCAGAUUGAGUGGUUCCAAGCCGGCAGUGCCCUCAACCGCAUGAAAGAACUUCAGUAGUGAGGAAACCAAGUCAUCACUCUACUGCUUUGCAUUGUUACCUUAGAACAUUCAUGCCCAGAAGCAGUCACUUACCAAUCAUCUAUGACUAGAGCACUUACAUAACAAUGAAUGUUCCCUGCUGUUUUUUACUGCAGAAUUAGCAAAUCUCAAUUGAGUUUUUUUUUUAAAAAACUAAACAGUCCAGUAACUCACACUUCUUACAUUGUGCCCUAUUUCAUUUUUUUGUAUUUAUUGCAAUGUUCUGUAGCUGUGAGGGGGUUCGUCUGGUAACAGUGAUGCUUUCCAUUUUUUGGGAAGAUAUUAAAAAAAACAAAUAACGCUGCUUAAAAAAAAUAUAUUUUAUUUGAGCUGAUUCAUCAAAAUAAAACAAAUGUGAUCAGA
Messenger RNA from Xenopus tropicalis (tropical clawed frog), 2747 nucleotides. It is a transcript of the gene aco2, whose product is annotated as aconitase 2. Gene Ontology annotation, molecular function: 4 iron, 4 sulfur cluster binding; aconitate hydratase activity. Gene Ontology annotation, cellular component: mitochondrion. The record is from RefSeq and is marked provisional. Lineage: Eukaryota; Metazoa; Chordata; Amphibia; Anura; Pipidae. Gene Ontology annotation, biological process: tricarboxylic acid cycle.